UUCAUAACCAGACGACAGGUUCAUCUCUGCUGAACUUUUGUACUGAAUUUUAGAAAAAAGAAAAUGGAUAUAAGGAAAAGAAAGAAUGAUGCAUUUACAGAAACUGUUGCUGAGAGCAGUGAAGAUGAAAUGAUUCCAAAAAGUCAAAAGAUUAUUCCUGCAUUUUCUUCUCGAAACAAAAGUGUUAAAGAUGGUAACAGUAAAAAAAUAAGAAAAAAUCCUGAAAGCAUAUUUCAUGAGCAACAAGAUGAGCCAAAGCCUAGUAAAAUCAAGGAUAAAGCAACUCCUGAUACUCCUGCUGUAAAACAAAUAACACAAAUAAAUAUGGCACCAGAAAAUAGAAAUAAUAAAGCUUCUUGUGAUAUGUCUGAGCAAAUAAGUACAAAUAAUGCUGACAUAGAAAAGAUCUGUGUGGAAUCACAAGCUGCUGAUUUGAAGGAAAGUAAACUACAGAAGCUUGAAAUGACUGAAGUUAAAAAGAAUUCUGAUUCUAAAUCUGAUAAUCAAACUUCAACGGAGAUUCUUAAUGAAGACAGACUAAGCUGCAAAGAUGGAAGCCAUUUGGAAUUGUCUGAGAAUUCUAACACUGUUGAUUGUGUAAGAACGAUAGAAACAGAAUACAAAUCACCUAAUUGUGAAAAAUUGAUUUCUUCUAUGGAAGAUGUAAGUGUGAAACAAUCUGAGUCUUAUUUGGCCAUGUCUUCAGGUUUAGAAAUGUGUGCUCUGAAAUCAGACCUUCUAAAUGAAGAUAUUAAAAACAGAGAUGGAGUUAUCAGCUUUCUAGAAACUAUUCCAAAAGAUAAGUGUGCUAUAUCAGUUUGUAGCGAGAAUAAUCCCAACGUUGACAUUUCUAAUAUUCCUAGUUCUUCCAUAUCAGAAAUAAAAGGUGAAAGUAAGUUACCACUUCGAAGUGAGAAAGUGGAAAGUAAUUUUCCUAAUAGCAAUGAUAAUCAAAUUGUUUUAUCUGCAAAAGAAAGCUUUCAAACUAAUAUUAAUGUAAAUAAGGAAGUUACUCUGAAUUUAUCUAAAGGAUUAAACUGUAAUCUGUAUAAUGAGCAUUUACCUGAUAUUAAGACAGUUGGGCAAAUGUCAGAAAUUCAGUCAGGAAAACAGCUAUUACCUUUGCCUACUGAAACACAACAAUUAAAUUCACAGACAAAAGAAAAUUUCCCAGGUUUACAAGCGAAGGAUGCACUUUCAGAUCUACAGGCAAAAGGUCAAUUAUUAGGUCUUCAGACAAGAGAGAAAAUGCCAGGUCUUCAGGUAAUAAAGCACCUUCCAGGUCCACCAUCAGCUGAACAUGUUCCAAAUCCACCGGCUGCUGAUUGCUGGCCUGAUCCACUGAAAUCUGAGCACCAGGCAGAACCAUCAACAGCCAAGCACCAGACAGAGGCACCAACAGCUGAGCACCAGGCUGAAGCACCACCAGCUGAGUGCUGGGCAGAGGCACCGGCAACCAAGUGCCAGGCAGAGGCACCGGCAACCAGGUGCCAGGCAGAGGCACCGUCAACCAGGUGUCAGGCAGAGGCACCGGCAACCAGGUGCCAGGCAGAGGCACCGGCAACCAGGUGCCAGGCAGAGGCACCGGCAACCAGGUGCCAGGCAGAGGCACCGGCAACCAGGUGCCAGGCAGAGGCACCGGCAACCAGGUGCCAGGCAGAGGCACCGGCAACCAGGUGCCAGGCAGAGGCACCGGCAACCAGGUGCCAGGCAGAGGCACCGGCAACCAGGUGCCAGGCAGAGGCACCGACAGCCAGGUGCCAGGCAGAGGCACCGACAGCCAGGUGUCAGGCAGAGGCACCGACAACCAGGUGUCAAGCAGAGGCACCGACAACCAGGUGUCAAGCAGAGGCAUUGACAGCUGAAUGCCACCCAGAAGCUGAGUACCACCCAGAUCCAUUGACAGCAGAGCAGCAUCCAGAGGCACCAACAACCAAGCCCCGUUCAGAGGCACCAACAGAUGAGUGCCGCCCAGAUCUAAAGACAAAGGACCUCUUUCUUGAUCUACCGAGAGUAGAUCACCUGCCUGAUUUACAGAAAGUAGAUCAUCCAUCUGGUCUCAAGGGUGUGGACUCCAUGCUUGAUCUACAGACCACAGACUGUCUGCCACAACCACAAGAAACAAGCCACCUACUUGAUCUGAAGAGGACAGAACACCUAUCUGAUUUAAAGAGAACAAAAUAUUUGCUACAUCUACAGAACACUAAUCAUAUGUGUAGUCAACAAGUGGAACACCUGACAGAUUUACAGCAAGGAAAGAAACCAGAUCCAGAAAUAGCAUAUUUACCAAAUCAACAAAGAGUGCCUACAUCAGAUUCAUCAUUAAGAAACAAGUUGUUUGCAGUAGAGGUAAAGAAACAAUUGCCAAAUAUUCAAACAGAAAAACAUUUCUCUGAGCUAGAGACAAUGAAACAAUUGGAUGUGCAAAAGACAUCUGAAAAAUUCUUUGGGGUAAAAGUGAAGGAAAAUCAACCUGAGAUGAAAGCAAAAGAACAAUUAGCUGAGCAGCAGACAAAGGAACAAACAAGUCAAAAAUUGUUUGAGUUAGAAACAUUGAGUUCUUUUUCUAAGCUUGUUGAUGACACAAGUGAAAUAGCUGAUUCUUUCAGACAAAUUUCUAAAGACAGAAUUAGAUUAAAACCUGUAAUUGAUAGUGAAAACAUUAACAGCCAGCCUAAGAAUGUGUUACACCAUUUGGUAAAGGAAACUAAUUCUGUAUCCAGUCUUACAUCAAUUGUAAAACCUCUUGAGAAAAGUCAUAGCAGCAGUGAAAUCACAAUGACAACUACCUCCCCGUUGAAACUUCCACAGUCAUCUUCAUCAUCAAACAAUUCUGCUUUUCAUACGAAAGAUAAUAUGUUUGAUGAUAUGGAUUUAACAGAUUCCCAGAUCUGUGUUUCUGAGCUGUCAGAUAAUGAACAAUUCUCUGAUAAAGGAAACCUAUUCCUGCAACCACAGAUUGAAAAUGAUGGAACCAAAAUAGUAAAAGAUUUAAUUAAAGAACUUGUUCAGUUGAACAAAUUUAUUAUUCGUUCACAAAGAGAAAUGGAAAAUGCUUUUAGACAGAAGAGAACUGCUCAGUCAACUUCUCAGAAUAUCAUUAAAAAGCAAGGAACACUUCAGACAUUUUUAGGUAAAUUUUAGUUAUUUUUAUUGCU
Messenger RNA from Octopus bimaculoides (California two-spot octopus), 3158 nucleotides. RefSeq lists its product as uncharacterized. The record is from RefSeq and is a predicted model, not a curated record. NCBI's taxonomy places the organism in Eukaryota, Metazoa, Mollusca, Cephalopoda, Octopoda, Octopodidae.